CGUUCUCCCCCUUUUUCCUCUGUCCUCGGUUUUGAGUGGUCACCGGGUUAGCAUUUGAUUUAGGAAGCGUUUUGUCUUGCUGGAGAGAAGAGAAAGGGGCCGCUGUUCCGUUGUAGGGCUGGCUGAGAUUGAAGCGGGCUAUUUUGGUGGGAGCCAGACUGCAAGGGAGCAUUAGACGGAGAGAGAGCCAGGGCGAGCGCACAGAGCAGCACACACAGAGACGCACAGAUUGAAGCAGCGCUCUAUAUGAAACUACUCAUAUAUACUGGAUACGCGCAACAGAUCUGCGGGGAAGGAAACGUUUGCCCUAAUCACUCUGAGUGUUGCUGUUUUCUAUUAGCAAUGACAGUGGAAUCUCAAAGUAAUCUCCGUUUUUUAAUACACGGGCGUGUUUAAAUGAGAUUCUCGAGGCUCUAUAGAAUGCACUCUAAUUAAUGACUGUCACCAGGACUCAGUGGAUUCGUAAAGUUCAUUUCUAUAACGGAUUCACCACUGUCUAAAUCGAGCUGUUUUGGAAUUACUUUCACAGCAUUUCCAAAGGGAUUUCUUCAAAAUGGAACCUGCUAAGAAAAUGUGCGUCUAUUAUAUCAGAAUAUGGAAACUUCUCGCGUUUAUUGCUGUGACCACACAAAACGUUACAGGUAAAACAUUAAAAUAUCAAGUUUACGAGGAACAGAUGGUGGGGACUGUUAUUGCAAGACUAAAAGAAGACGUGGCUGAUGUGUUGGUCAAACUUCCCAGUUCUGUGUCUCUGCGCUUCCGAGCCAUGCAAAGAGGUAGCACGUCUUUCCUCACCGUGCGCGAGCAGGACGGAGAGAUCAGCAUCCGUUCCAAAAUAGAUAGAGAGAAGCUCUGUGAGAAGAACCUCAACUGUUCCAUCGAAUUCGAUGUUCUGACGCUUCCAACAGAACAUUUGCAGCUGUUCCAUGUCGAGGUGGAAGUGUUGGAUAUAAACGAUAACGCACCCCAGUUCGCCCGUGCGGUCAUACCCAUAGAGAUCUCAGAGAGCGCGGCAGUGGGUGCGCGCAUUCCGCUGGACAGCGCGAGUGACCCCGACGUCGGGGAGAACUCUCUAUAUACGUACUCCCUCGAGCCUAACAACUACUUCAAGAUUGACAUUCAGUCAAGAACGGAUGGAGCUAAGUACUCCGAGCUGGUGGUGCUUAGGGAAUUGGACAGGGAGAUGCAACCGGGUUAUGAACUUCAGUUGACGGCCUCAGAUAAGGGCGUUCCCCCUAAAACCGGUUCUACUCUCCUUAAAAUUAGCGUAGCGGAUUCAAACGACAACAGUCCAGUUUUCGAACAGUCGUCCUAUGUUAUCAACCUACUGGAGAAUUCACCAGUUGGCACUCUACUGAUUGAUCUCAAUGCCACUGAUGCAGACGAGGGAACCAACGCCAAAAUCGUCUACUCUUUCAGCAGUCACGUGUCCCCGAGAAUCGUCGAAACCUUCAAGAUCAACGCGGAUGACGGCCACCUUACGCUCAUGAGGCGGGUGGACUAUGAAAGCGUGACGUCAUAUGACAUCGACGUCCAAGCCCAGGACAUGGGCCCUAACUCCAUGCCAGCGCACUGCAAAAUCAUCAUCAAAGUCGUGGAUGUCAACGACAACAAACCUGAAAUUAGCAUCAAUCUGAUGUCACAGGGGGAGAGAGGGAAAGAGGAUGCAGCCUUCAUCUCCGAGGCAGCUCCAUUGGACACCUUUGUGGCUUUAGUAAGAGUGGAGGACCUGGACUCGGGGCUGAAUGGGGAAGUUGUGUGUAAACUCCACGGCCAGGGUAGUUUCAAACUCGAGAAGACGUACGAGAACAACUACAUGAUCCUGACCAACGUCUCGUUGGACCGGGAGAAGAGGUCAGAGUUUAGUCUGACGGUCAUCGCCGAGGACCGUGGCACGCCCAGCCUCUCCACAAUCAAGCACUUCACCGUGCACGUCCUGGAUGAGAACGACAACACCCCGCGCUUUGAGAAGGGGCACUACGAGAUCUUCAAGUCGGAAAACAACGCCCCGGGGGUCUACCUGACGUCGCUGUCGGCGGCUGACCCUGACCUGGACGGCAACGGACAGGUCAGCUACUCCAUCGUUGAGAACGCCGUCUAUGGGAGUUCCAUCUCCACCUAUGUCACCAUUGACCCGUCCAAUGGGGCCGUGUACGCCCUGCGGACGUUUGACCGCGAGGACGUCAGCCGGAUAUCUUUCGUGGUCCAGGCCAGGGACGCUGGGGAACCCUCGUUGCUGAGCAAUGCCACCGUCGUCCUCACGAUUCUGGAUGAGAACGACAACCCGCCGGUCAUCGUGGUUCCCCAGCUCUGGAACCUGACUGCCGACAUCCCCGUCUCCAAGUACGCCGAGGCUGGCAGCCUGGUUACUGUCGUCAGGGCGACCGACCGCGACACCGGCGUCAAUGCCGAACUCACAUGCUCCAUUGCCUCAGGCAACGAGGAUGGCUUCUUCGCCAUGGACCCUAGAACGUGCGAGGUCCGUGUCAACGCCAGCCUUGGCGAGUACCCACGCGAAUUCGCCGAGGUCACCGUCCUUGUCAGUGACCACGGCUCUCUGCCUCAGACCUCCAAGGCCAUCCUGAAGAUAUCCCUGUACGAGAACAUGGAGAACCACAUCCAGGUGUUGGACCAGGGGGAGAUGCCACUGGACGCAUCCCUGAUCAUCAUCAUCUCCCUGGGGGCGAUCUGCGCCGUGCUCCUGGUGAUCAUGGUCGUGUUCGCGGCCCGCUGCAACCGGGAGAAGAAGGACACCAGGAACUCGUACAACUGCAGGGUGGCAGAAACCAACCACCAGCACCAUCCGAAGAAGCCGUCCAGGCAAAUCCACAAAGGCGACAUCACACUGGUCCCCACGGUAAACGGGACCCUGCCGAUCAGAGCGCACCAUCGUUCGCCCUCGGCCACACCCCCAAUGGAACGGGCGCCAAUGGGCAGCCGGCAGAGCCACCACAGCCGCCAAUCACUGAAUAGUCUGGUGACUAUAUCGUCCAAUCAUAUCCCGGAGAGCUUCGCCCUAGAGCUGGCCCACGCGACACCACCAGUUGAGCAAGUCUCACAGCUUCUGUCCAUGCUCCAUCAGGGCCAGUACCAACCCAGACCCUGUUUCCGUGGCAACAAAUACUCGAGAAGCUACAGAUAUGCAUUACAGGAUAUGGACAAGUUCAGCCUGAAGGACAGUGGUCGUGGGGACAGCGAGGCCGGGGACAGCGACUAUGACAUGGGCCGGGAGUCCCCCAUCGAUCGCCUGCUGGGGGAGGGCUUCUCUGAGCUCUACCACCUCGACAUUCACCACAGAUUGCACCCAGCCAUGCGUCUGUGCACAGAGGAGUGCCGUGUCCUGGGUCACUCUGACCAGUGCUGGAUGCCUCCCCUCGCUCUCUCCCUGUCCUCCCCCACCUCCUCCUCCGACUACCGCAACAACAUGUACAUCCCCGGCGAGGAGUCCUCCAACCAGCCCCCCCUCCUGCUCGAUGACGACCAGACGUCCGUCGACUCCUCAGAGCGCAGGAGGAGCUUCUCCACGUUCGGCAAGGAGUCCGGUACCGCCGGCAACGAAGAGGGCGGAGUCACCGAAGGGAAUUCCCUGCUCUCGGAGAUGAACGGGAUCUUCCAGCGCCUCCUCCCGCCAUCCCUGGACUCGUACGCCGAGUGCAACGAGAGCAACGUCGCCGCCGCAGCCACAGCGUACAAACCGGAGGGCGGAAACGGCACCAACGGCAAAGGGCCACUGCCGGGCGGCAACAUUGCCAAAGGCCCCGCCUUCUACCCGGUGGGCGUGGCAGCGUGGGCGGCCAACACCCAUUACCUCAACCCCGGGGGUGGCGCCGUCGGGCAGACGCCAUCGUGUCACCACGCCAACAGCCUCGCCAACAUGACCGCCCCCUCGUCGUCGUCGUCCUCCUCCUCCUCCGCCGCCGCUCAGCCGCCACACCUGAGAUGGCUGCCGGCCAUGGAGGAGAUCCCGGAAAACCACGAGGAGGACGAGCUGGACGGCGUGCUGGGUCACCUGGGAGGGAGGCAGUGUGGCGAGAGCCGCCACGAGAUGAUGGACGCCAGCGAGCUGGUCAACGAGAUCAAUCAACUACUGCAGGAUGUCAGGCAGAGCUAGGGGGGGGGGGGGGGGGGCUGUUAUGGACAUGUAGGGACAAAUAGAGACACGUUUAGAAAAUCCUUCUCCAAAGGCAACGCUGCUGUUUCCUGGUGUUCAGUUUAUGUGAGAGGCCAAGGAACAGCGAGCAGGAACGAGUGAGGCCAAGGCACUGUUGCUCCUAUUGAACAUGUAGGCGUUGUGCGAACGUUACCGAGACAUUUAAAAUGUUGUUCGGACACUGUGGUUAGUUUGGCGGGUGGUCGGGCCACAGGUCAUCGGCACUUGAACCAACGCCCAGAGUCAGUUUUCUUUCUCUCUUUUUUUCUCAUUUGUUUACAACAAUGUGAAAGAACUGUGGGAGAAAAACUAAAUAGUGAAGUGUUUGCAUUUAUAAUGUACAUUACUGUGAAAUGAGCUUCACUCAGUAUCUUUUGUCAUAUGUAUUUGUGGUCACACACACUUAGUUAACCACAGUGUGCUAGACAUUGUGGCUUGUACAACAACCUUUGUAUUUUAAAAAUACACACAUUUUCUACUCUAUGUGGUUCUAUCUAUAUUUAUAACAGUGUUAUGUAUGUUUGUACAGAAAAGAAAAGAAAAAAGAAAAUGUCUAUUUUUUAUAUUUUCCACUGCAUGUAUCAUAUACUAUCUAUCCAUGUUUUAUUUGUUUUUUUUAAUGUUUAUAUACGUGUAAAUGAUAAAUAUUGCAUUUCUGGUUAUUGAAAUAGUGAGUCAAUCACAGGUCGACCUGGUGUUCUGUCGGCAGUUUGUGAGUGUCCUGUACGGUGUGUAUCGGUAUUCAUUGUGAACAAUGAAUUGGAAAUAAUAAACCUGAAAUCAAUGAGGGCACAAAGUUCCAAUCACUUAAUAAU
Molecule: messenger RNA, 4965 nt
Organism: Esox lucius (northern pike)
Lineage: Eukaryota; Metazoa; Chordata; Actinopteri; Esociformes; Esocidae
Gene: pcdh18a
Product: protocadherin 18a
Exons: 4
Coding region: 554-4111 (1185 amino acids)
Biological process (GO): homophilic cell-cell adhesion
Cellular component (GO): plasma membrane
Molecular function (GO): calcium ion binding
Source: RefSeq, a predicted model, not a curated record